Messenger RNA from Spirometra erinaceieuropaei, 1041 nucleotides. The record is from the annotation of a GenBank genome assembly. NCBI's taxonomy places the organism in Eukaryota, Metazoa, Platyhelminthes, Cestoda, Diphyllobothriidea, Diphyllobothriidae.
AUGGUAUCUGGUGUUGUCCGCGUCCCCACACCCGGUAACUCUGCUUCCCUUCCCGGUUGCCUUCCCCCUUCAAAAAGUCCUGAGGAGAGGGUGACACGCAAUUCCGUAAGCGGCCCAGGUUAACUGAGGUUGCCGUUCCACUUAAUAAAUCAGUGACCAAUGAUGGGGUUGGGCAGUCGUCUGGGAUGUCUAAACAAUCCUAUUUAAGAAUAGUACUACAUGCGCCGUCGCGGACUACGGGGCUAAAAAAAGUGCCUCAAACAGAUGCUUGAAAAUCUCACCAUCUGCAAGUAUACUGUGGCCCGUAGAUGAAAAACUCGCGGUCAAAGUGUCAGUUCGACAUUUGAAUCCAAUGAUGUCCACCGUGCGCCCCCAUAGCAGGGUGAAUGCAGGGAUGGUGACUUGCGGGGGAAUUUGUCUGCCCACCGCCUGCAUUUCAGCAAUCGACUGACCCAACGCCUAGAAGACUUGCAGGCUCCGGAUGUAAAAGCCUCCUUGGAGACUCGAUGUUGGCAACUGCGGGAUGUCGUCCAUUCGACCGCCGUGGGUGUCCUUGGCUGCGUCCGUCGUCAACACCAGGACUGGUUCGACGAAAACGACGCAGCCAUCAGAAACCCACUGGCUGAAAAGAACAGACUACAUGUAACCUACCUCAGCCGCCCGACAGAUUCAAACAAAGCGGCCUCUUAUGAAUGUCGUCGUCUUGCACAGCAACGCUUGCAACAAAUUCAGGACGCCGGGAUGGCUCGAACGACUGAGGAUAUCCAGGGGUGUGCCGAUCGCAAUGAAAAGAGGAACUACUUCGUUGCAAUCAAGGCAAUCUACGGUCCCCCUCCCAACCUAAGCAGCCUCACCACUUCUCAACUCUACUGGAACAGCACGCCUCAUGGAGAAAUCGCAAAUUCUGAAGCACCGGGUCAAGCACGUCAGAAUCGUCCACAACCGCCAUCCAUUAUCUUCGACGCCGCCAUCGACCGUCUCUCCCAAGGGGAAACGAGCAACGACCUAGACAUUCCGCCUUCCGUCUCACUAUCCAAAUGA